This is a messenger RNA of Apus apus (common swift), 2315 nucleotides long. RefSeq names its product cGMP-dependent protein kinase 1-like. Bases 35 to 1996 code for a protein of 653 amino acids. The transcript is spliced from 20 exons. Gene Ontology annotation, biological process: protein phosphorylation. Gene Ontology annotation, molecular function: cGMP-dependent protein kinase activity; ATP binding. NCBI's taxonomy places the organism in Eukaryota, Metazoa, Chordata, Aves, Apodiformes, Apodidae. The record is from RefSeq and is a predicted model, not a curated record.
UGCCAGAGGACCGUGUGGGAGCGGUGGCACAGGGAUGGAUGCGGAGCUGCAGCUGUGGGAGGAGCAGAGCUCCCUGUGGGGCAGGGAGCAGGGGAACCCUCCUGAGCUCCCCCCCGACCUUCCCCCUGGUCGGGGGCGCCCCGCCAUCAUCUCCGAACCCCUUUCCAGUGAGGCCACCCUGGGCGCGCCUGAUAGCCUCCUGUCCAGCAGGGACCUGGGCCUGAUCACAGAGGCAGUGGCACGCAGCAACUUCCUUCGGCGCCUGGGCCAGGGCUGCCCUGAGGCACUGGCCCGUGGUGUCACCCUCAUCCAGCACAGCCCUGGUGACACUAUCCUGGCUGAGGGUGAUGAGGGCAACACCAUGUUCAUCGUGGCAGAAGGGCAGGUCAGUGUCACUCAGCGGGGCCAGCAGCUCCGCACUCUGGGCCCAGGGGAUAUAUUUGGGGAACUGGCCAUCCUGUACCACUGCCGGCGCACUGCCACCGUGCGGGCACUCAGCCCCGUGCGCCUCUGGGCCAUCAGCCAGCAGCAGUACCGAGCCAUCGCUACCUGCCUGGCCCAGCAGCGCCGGGAUGACAUCCUGGGGACCCUGCGGAUGGUGCCCUGGCUGCGGGAUCUCCCUGCCCCCCAGCUGGCCAAGCUGCAGGACGCCAUGGAGGAGUGCACCUUCCCCCCCGGCCACGUCAUCAUCCACGAAGGAGACUUGGGGGAAAACUUCUACAUCAUCCUGAAGGGAGAGGUGCGGGUGACCCAGCAGGUAGAGGGGAGGGAACAGCUGCUCCGUGUCCUGGGUGCCGGGGAGUACUUCGGGGAGAUCUCGCUGCUGCGGAACACUCCCCGGACGGCAUCGUGCCAGGCGGAGGGACGUGUCAUCUGCCUCACUGUGGCCAAGGAAGACUUUCUGGAGAUCAGCCCCUUCUGUCCCCAGUGCCCGGAGCCAAACACUGAGACAGAGGACGUGGCACCGGGGGACCCCGGGAGGGGCUGGGGGUCUCCGGUGCUGCAGCAGCUCCCGAAGCCGGUGCGGGUGCGGCUGGAGGAGCUGGUGCCGGUGCGGUACGACGAGGGGCCGCGGCGGGGCCAGUCCGUGGUCUUGGGCACUGGUGGCUUCGGCAGGGUCGAGCUGGUGCGGUACCAGGAUCAGCUCUUUGCACUGAAGCGGAUCCCGAAGGAUCGGGUGGUCCGGGCGCAGCAGCAGGAGCACGUGCGGAGCGAGCGAAGGGUUCUGGAGGGCAGCCACAGCCCCUUCGUGGUGGGGUUCUUUGGCACGUUCCGGGACCGGCAGCACGUUUACCUGCUGCUGGAAUUCUGUCAGGGAGGAGAGCUCUGGAGCAAACUGCGGGAGAGGCGCUGUUUCCCAGAGUCCAUUGCCGUGUUCUGCUGCGCCUGUGUGGUCGAGGCCCUGGAGCACCUCCACAGCCGCCGCAUCGUCUACCGUGAUCUGAAGCCUGAGAACCUCUUGCUGGACCAGCGCGGCUACAUCAAGCUGGUUGACUUUGGCUUCGCCAAGGAGCUGGGGCAGGGGGAGAAAACCUUCUCCUUCUGUGGGACCCCCGAGUAUCUGGCGCCCGAGAUGCUGCGCCAGGAGGGCCGUGACUUUGCUGUUGACUUCUGGAUGCUGGGCAUUCUGGCCUUCGAGCUGCUGGUGGGCAGACCUCCCUUCCACAGUGCAGACCCCCGCCAGAUCUACAGCCGCAUCCUGGACGGCAUCUUCUCCUUCCCUGCCUUCCUGGGCGAGGCCGCCUGCUCCCUCAUCGCCAAGCUCUGCAGGCGCCGGCCAGGACAGCGCCUGGGGAACACGGCCAGCGGCAUCCAUGGCAUCAAGAAACACAGGUGGUUCAGGGGCCUGAAGUGGAGGAAGCUCUUGCUGCAGCAGCUGGAGCCUCCCACCCUGUCACUGAUCAAGGAGGGACCCCCCUAUGUCAAUUUCAAGUGUCUCUCAGUCGACUGGACACCAGCAGAGGAUGAGUUCUCAGGCUGGGAUGAGGAUUUCUGAUGACAGUGGGACACCCCUGGCUCAUGGUAGGACCCCUGGGACCACUGUGGAAUCCCCCAGGGUCACAGCAGGACCCCUACGAUCAUGGUGGGACCCCCAGGAACACGGCAGGACCCCCAGGACCAUGGUGGGACCUCCAGAACUACAACAGGACUCUGGGAUCAUUGUGGGACCCCUGGGAACAUGGUGGGAACUUGGGACCACGGCAGGACACCUGAGAACACAGUAGGACCCCGGCAUCACAGUGGGACCCUGGACCAGCUGCACCCCCUCCCUGCAACCCCCAGGGGUGUCCUACCCAGGGCAAUAAACCGCGGGG